Messenger RNA from Danaus plexippus (monarch butterfly), 1643 nucleotides. Its product is annotated as cytochrome P450 6B5-like. Lineage: Eukaryota; Metazoa; Arthropoda; Insecta; Lepidoptera; Nymphalidae. Gene Ontology annotation, molecular function: monooxygenase activity; heme binding; iron ion binding. The transcript has 2 exons. The record is from RefSeq and is a predicted model, not a curated record. The coding region runs from base 25 to 1560 and encodes 511 amino acids.
GCUUCGGGCGGGAUCACAAUAAAAAUGUGGUUUAACACGCUGGUGUUAGCCAUUUUGUCGUUUUUCUUUGCAUUUUAUUAUUUUGUUGUGAGAAGACUUAAUUAUUGGAAAAGCAGAAAUGUGCCAUGUUUGAAGCCACUACCGUUUUUCGGAAAUUACAAAGACUAUAUCUUACUGCGAAAGAAAUUCUUGUUUGUUACUGAUGAGAUAUGCAAACAGUUUCCUAAUGAGCCCUACAUUGGUACUCUUUACGGUACCGAACCAACGCUUAUAGUCAAGGAUCCUAAAUUACUGAAACUAAUAACGACACAGGAUUUCUACUUCUUCAGCGGAAGAGAAAUUACAGAUUACAAUCAUAAGGAAACGGUGACCAACAACAUGUUCUUCCACGGUGGUGAUAAAUGGAAAGUCGUGAGACAAAAUCUAACACCACUGUUUACGUCAAUGAAAAUGAAGAAAAUGUUCCAUUUGAUUAAAAAUAUUGGUGAUUCAUUUGAAAAAGUGUUAAAAGUUGAAGUUGAAUCCGCUUCGGACACCGAAAUUAAGACGAAGUUGGUCAAGUACACGUUGGAAUGCAUAUUAUCUUGUGGUUUCGGUAUUUCCGCGGAAUUAUUGCAAAGCGAAGGAAACGAUAGUGUUUUCAUUAACGUGGGAAACAGCCUGUUCGAUAAUUCAAAAACGAGACAUUUCAAAAAUAUAAUAAGAUCUAUUUGGCCGAAGUUCUUUUACGCUUUGGGCUUGAAUUUGUUCGAUCCCAAAGUUGCUCCGGUUUUUAAUAAUUUACUGUCAGACGUGUUCCAAAGUCGACUCAACAAAACUUCGAAUCGAAACGAUUUCGUCGAUCUCAUUUUGUCAUGGAAAAAUGAGAAACAUAUUUAUGGUGAUAGCUUAGAUCCUAGAAGUGACAAGAAAAUUAGCUUUGACGUUACUGAUGUAUUGCUCAUAUCACAAUGCAUUCUCUUCUACGCAGCUGGUUUUGAAACAACGUCGGCUACUCUGAGUUUCUUGAUGUACGAACUCUCUAAGCACAGAGAUGUCCAAGACAGGUUGAUAGAAGAGGUCGAUAAUUAUUAUAAAAAACACAACGGUGUCAUUGAAUAUGAAUGUAUCGGGGAAAUGCCUUAUCUUGAUGCGUGCAUCCAUGAGGUGCUGAGGCUGUAUCCGGUCUUGGGAGUAUUGACUCGUGAGGUCAUGAAGAGUUACACUUUGCCCACAGGACUGAAGUUAGAGAAGGGCAAUCGUAUACACAUUCCACUGUACCACAUCCACCGUGAUCCGAAGUUCUUCCCAAAUCCAGAAGAAUUCCGGCCGGAUAGAUUCUUCGGAGAGGAGAGGAAAAAUAUCGUCCCCUAUUCAUUUAUGCCGUUCGGUGAAGGACCUAGGAUAUGCAUAGGUCAAAGAUUUGCUAAAAUGGUGAUGCACAAUAUAGUGUUGAAAAUAUUUAAGAACUGUAAACUAGCAGAAAGCUCGUUAACUCCAAAGAAAUUGGACUUAACAGACGUGUCCAUUGUGACACAAACCAAUGACGAAAUUUACGUUAAAUUAAUUAAAAGACUUUGACGUCUGCACUUAUAUGAAUAAAAUAAAAUCAUGCGUAUUGUGAUAAAUGAAAUUACGUGUCUUAAUAUAUUUUAUGAACCAAG